Messenger RNA from Theileria equi strain WA, 1056 nucleotides. RefSeq names its product replication factor C subunit 5, putative. Lineage: Eukaryota; Apicomplexa; Aconoidasida; Piroplasmida; Theileriidae. Gene Ontology annotation, biological process: DNA-templated DNA replication; DNA repair. The record is from RefSeq and is a predicted model, not a curated record. Gene Ontology annotation, cellular component: nucleus; DNA replication factor C complex. Gene Ontology annotation, molecular function: DNA clamp loader activity; DNA binding. The transcript has 8 exons. Bases 1 to 1056 code for a protein of 351 amino acids.
AUGUUGUGGAUAGAUAAACACUGCCCUAAGCAUCUGCACGAGUUAACGUCCCAUAAAGAUGUUAAUGAACUGCUCAUUAAGCUCGUCAACAAGUCACACGGGGAACUUCCACAUUUCCUCUUUUAUGGACCCUCUGGAGCCGGAAAAAAGACGAGAAUAUUAGCAACUCUGCGGUCAGUAUUUGGAGCAAAAGUAGAUAAGGUCAAAACUGAUGUCUUGUCUUACAAGGAUAGCAACGAAAUCAUCGUCUGCCAAAGUGAAUCACACAUUCAAAUACCAUGUCCGGAGCUGGGCACGCGAGAUCGUGUCAUCAUUCAAGAUGUUAUACGCAACCUUUCGUCAGCGCCUUCUGCAUCAAAUUACUUCACAAAAGGGCCUUCCUAUAGAGUCUUCCUGUUCGAAGAUGCGGAUUCACUCUCACAUGAAGCCCAAGCCGCCCUGCGUAGAACCAUGGAAACAUACAUCAAGAACGCCAGAAUGUUCCUACACGUACGCCAGUUGUCACGAAUCAUGCCUCCCCUAAGAAGUCGUUGUCUAUGCAUAAGGAUAAGAAGUCACACCCCUCAAGAGAUCCUUGAUAUAUUGCGGGAAAUAUGCAACGCUGAGAAUAUAACGCCCGGGCAAGCUAGUGAUUCAAUGCUACUCAACAUUGCGGAGUCAAGCAACAGGAAUCUCAGGAGGUCCAUACUCAUGUUAGAAGCCGUAGCAAUGGGAGGAUUUACACUUGAAACUAAAAACUUUAUGAUGCCCUGGGAAAGAAAUAUAAAGCAGAUUGUAGAUUCUGCACUAUCUUCACAAACCCCCUCCACUCUAUCAUCAUUGAGGCCGCAAAUUUACGAACUAUUGGUCUGUUGCAUCCCAGGAGAAAUCAUUCUAGAGACAAUCGUAAACCAAUUAAUAAAGCGGGUAAAACCAGUACUGGUACCAAACAUCAUUCACCUAGCUGCACAUUUUUCACAUACAAUGAAACUAGGAUCAAAGGAUAUAUGGCAUAUUGAAGCAUUCAUAGCACAAACCAUGAGCUUAGUAGCACGAAGACAGCCAAAGAAGGCAUAA